Spodoptera litura is the source of this 5983-nucleotide messenger RNA. Lineage: Eukaryota; Metazoa; Arthropoda; Insecta; Lepidoptera; Noctuidae. The record is from RefSeq and is a predicted model, not a curated record.
UUUGAUCACUGCAACUUUAUAAGAACGAACGCGUGCUUUUUUAAUUGAAAGGUUACUUAUUUGUUUGAAAUGUCUACCUGCAACUAACUUCGUAAACGACCGACGUCUGGCGCGCGGCGCGCAUCGUUCAAGUCCCAACAUGAUUGAAUGCAUUUUCGAUUCGCGCGCACGUUACACUUAUUUACGCAAAUUGCUUUAAAAAUUAAUUGUAUCUAUGGUUUUAAAAUUGGUGCACUAUAGUGUUAAUGAGAGUGGAACUCUAAAUGGAAGAUUCUGAGGUGAUGGAUUUACUGAGAGCCUGGGGGCUCCCGGAGCUGGGGCCACUUUUCGCAAAAAAUGAAAUUAAUAUAGAAUCCCUGUCUGCACUGACAACGGACGAUAUAAAAGAAAUAAUUCCGCAAUUGGGGCCCAGAGCCCUAUUCCUUCGUUGUUGGAAAGCUUGGGUAACGGAUUUCUCAAAUGUUAAUCAAGGUUCAACAAGUAAUCAGUGUACAAGUCUGGACUUAAGCAAUCAAUUAACAGAUUUGACGAAUAUUUCUUUUUCUGUAAGUACCUACAGUGUACCUUUAACUACAGUGACCGAAUGCCCGGCCCGAGAGCGCCGCAAACCCUCCAUGAGCCCAUGUUAAAAACAGAUUAUUCAUUUGUUGUUCUUUCGUUCGUUUUAAUGUGGUUCCCAUCAUAAAUAUUACUAAAACCGGCCAAUGAAUAGUUCAGUUGACGAAUGAUUCAGCCAGAUCGUGUGCCAGUGAAAAUUAAUGUAAAAAUCGACAUCCAAAGCGCGAAUAGGCUUAUGUAUAACGUAUGGGCAGUAUGGCUGACAAUUCAUGCGUUGUUUAAUAGGGUUCCGCGAAUAUUCACCGUACACUUGGUCAAUUUUAAUAUACUUAUUUCAGGACCUCCCUGUUAUAAUUGAAGAUUACCUCCCAACAAGUGGAACAAGUCCCCUAAGAGUCGAAAAAACGCAGAAAACUUCACCACCAAAAUUACCACCAAUCAACCUUGAGGAUAACGUCCUUUUCAAAUUAUUGCAAAAUAAUUUUGAAAGUUCAAGCUUAUUGCGGUUUAUGGGAAAAUCAUUAGACAAUGAAAAUGCAAGGAAUUUGCUAGCAUCAACUAUUACCAAAGAAAUUUUAAAGGAAAAUAAAAAUUCACCUAUUACUAGCAAUGUAUAUAAUAGUUGGAUAAAAAAUAUAAAAGUGCUGUUUCCGGAGGAAAGAAUUACAACUUAUUAUAUUCCACCAUGUGUGACCGCGCAGGGAGUAACUCAUCAAGCAAGAGGCAAGUUGGUCAGCCAAUUGAUGAACACAAGGCGUAAAUACCAAAAGUUAGGUGUUCUUGAUUCCAAAGAAAGAAAACUUCAAGUCCGCAGCAUAGGGUCUCACCAAUCGUCUUUAUCACCCCGCCCGCUUCCAUCACUGACAAUUAAUACAAUACAGAAUACCGACAACACAGAAGAAGAUCUUAAAUGGUUGAAAAGCAGCUCGGAGCCCUGGGAUCUUGUACAGUCAAAGUGGAAAGCUACACUGUCAGAGCGUUUCAGGGACUUAAGGAAGCCGGUAUAUUCCAUUGAGCAAUAUUUUGAUGAGUACCCUGCAUUGCAGAAGCCUCAGGGGUAUAAAUUGCUUGUUGAUGACUUUAAUGAAUGUUACCCCGAUUAUGUCAACAAUUUCUACUUAAAUUUUCCUAGCAUCAAAAGUAAACUGAUAGAGCUGGUAUCGAGGAAGGCAACAAAAAAUGAUAUUUACUUAAAUGACCUUAUUAAUUUAGCAAAAGAUACGAACGAAGAACACAGGAAUCUCGCGGCUAUAUUAAGUUUGCCCGAACUCAUUAGCCCCAGUGUGGUAGCACUACCCAGUCAGUCUACAUCCUCAAGCUCUAGUAGUGACCCUCCAUCAGCUAAAAGGAAGAAGGGGAAAGAUAAGAGAUGGAAGCCGACGAAAGCCGAAAGCCGGGAAGCGUUCGUCACUCACGUGCAUGAUGACAGUUAUACAAAACUAGUUAUAAAUAAGAGACACCAGAAUAUCACAGAAAAAGGCUUUACUCCUCAGCCAUACAUUGCAAUGGUAGGUGCUAAUUUAUUCACCAUUAAAUCUUAUUUUAUUGUGGUGAAUCCAAAUAUAUUUUAUGACUGUCCUAAUAUCUUAGCCGCGAUCGAUUCGUGUUUUAAGAUAACAUGGGCUCUAAAUCUUGAAUAUGCCCCGUCCACCUAUGGCUCUUGGCUUUUCUUACAAAAAGGUUUAUACAAACUUGAUAGUCCAUUUGAUAGAGGUUCCACUUCAGUGGAGUCUUUGAUGACGGAUUGUAAUUUAACCAACUGAACAAAAUGACACUAUGUUAAGAUCUACUUAGAUUUUUACAAAAAAUAUUAGAAGUCGAAUAAGGUAUAACAUACAUACAUAAACUAUGGUUGUUUGCUUUCUAUGUAAAAAUAAUUAUGAUUCUUUUGGAGCAUUUAAAGCUCAUCUUACUUUAUUUCACGAUGCUUCUGAGUAUAGAACUUUGGUAUGUAGUGAAGAAAAUUGUAACAGAAAUUUUCAAUUGUUUAAUUCAUUUAGGCGACACUUAUUAACUCAUACUAAUAAAGCACAUAUCUCUUCAAGUCCCGCGGAUAAAGAUGCUGAAAGCCACACUAGGGAUAGUGAGCAGGUAACUGCAACUUUUAAUGAAAAUCUUGUUAGCGAUGUGGAACCCACAUUAGAGCUAAGACCAGAGGUUAGUCCAGUUAACACCCUUCAAUCAGUAUUUGAGACAUCUGUAUCUACUUUGAUUGCUAGCUUAUAUGCAAACCAUAAUCUGCCCAGAAAUGUAGUCGACAUAUUUUUUGAAGGAUUGCGUGACUGCGUGUCAGACUCCCUACUUAUAGCGAUAACUAAUACAUUAGAAAAUUUGGCGCGUAAUGGUGAAAUACCAUCUUCUUGCGUUGAGACUGUCAUUAAAAGUAUUACGCCAUUACUAAAGUCACCCUGGGAAAAGUUUGGUAGUGAGUAUAAGCGGUUGCAACAUUUUGAAAAAACAAAUACUUUCAUAAGACCACGACAAGUAGUGAUUGGUCAAAGACUAGAGACUGUAAAAGAAAACAAUGUAAGUCGUCUUAUUCCGAUAACAUGUGAACAAAGUUUUAUUAGCCUCAGAACCGUCUUAAAAAAUUUUUUUUCUCUUAAAGGAAUUCUCGUAGAAACAUUAAACUUCAUUAAAAGUUUGCAAAAUAAUAGUCUUAAAUCGAAUAGUGCCAUCGAGAAUUUCAUACAAGGCUCUUAUUGGCAAAGUGUAAUGCAACGGCACAAAAAUAAAAUUGUAAUGCCUCUUUUCCUUUACUUUGACGAUUAUGAAACGGGUAACGUUUUAGGCAGCAGAGCGGGACAGCACAAAUUAGGCGCGGUGUAUAUUUCGCUUCCUUGUUUACCAGCAUAUCGGUCAUCAUCAUUAAAAAAUAUUUUUCUAUUUCUCUUGUUUCAUUCGGCAGAUAGAGUUACGUUCGGGAACAAAGUCAUAUUUCGGUGUGUUAUUGACGAACUAAACUAUCUAGCAGAUGCUGGAAUCGAAUUCGCUGUUCCCGGCUUCACCGGUACCGUUUAUUUUGAGCUUGGAUUAAUAUUAGGUGACAACUUAGGUAUUCACUCUAUAUGUGGAUUUAUUGAAAGUUUUUCGGCAAACUUUCCCUGUAGAAUAUGCAAAACACGGAAAGAUGUCAUGAAAAAUCAAUGCGUAGAAGAUACCUCACUUUUGCGGAACGAUAUUAACUACCAGUCUGAUCUUUUAGUUGGUAACCCUUCUGAGACGGGUAUUAAAGAGAAGUGCAUUUGGUUGGAAUUAAACAAUUUUAGUCUCUUCGACCAAAUAGCCGUUGACUGGAUGCACGACGUUUUGGAAGGAGUCGCAAAGUAUAUAAUGUGCCUUGUUAUCAAAAAACUUACUCGAGAAUAUGACACUUUCUCAGUAGAUUUGCUAAAUCAAAGACUUGAAUCGUUUUCCUAUGGUCCUGACAAUCGUAACAAACCAUGUUCACUGUCAUCUGAACACAUCAAUAACGGCAACAUAAAAUUGUCUUCGUCUGAAAUGCUAACGUUUAUACGAUAUUUAUCGCUAUUAGUUGGGGAAUUCGUACCUGAGGGAAAUGAAUUUUGGAAAUUGUAUAUACAACUCAGAAUCAUUAUCGAUAUAAUGUCAUCUACUGCAUUUGCCAAAGGUACUGAAGAACUUUUACAAACUCAUAUAACUAAUUUAAAUACUUUAUACCUUUCGCUGAGUAAUGAUACUUUAAAGCCUAAGUUCCAUCAUUUAUUACAUUACCACACAGGUCUUAAAAAAUUUGGACCUUUGAUUCAUUUUUGGUCAAUGCGCUUUGAGGCUAAACAUAGAUUAUCCAAAAUUGCAGCAAGAGCUUCGAUGAAUAGACGCAAUAUUACAUUAUCAUUAGCCAUUAAAGAACAACUUAAAUUAAACGAAAUAUUUUUGAGUGGUCAAUUAGAUGAUGUCAUCAAAACUGGUCCUGAAUCAGAAUGUAAUUAUUUGGAAUUGCAGUUUGUAGUUUCAAACUUACAAUUAUCUUCACUACAAAAAUUGACAAAGACUUCAUGGGCUACAGUAGCAUCUACAUAUUAUUCAAAAGAUUCAAUACUAGUUUAUAGUACAAGCCCUGAAGAUCUGGUCACGUUUUUCAAAUUGACAGAUAUUUUUAUUUUAAAUUCAAAAUUUGAUGUAAUUUUGAAAGGCUACUUAAUGAAAACCUUAUGUUUCAAUGAACAUUUCUAUGCAUAUGAGGUUUUUGAACCGGAAGAAAUCCGAUUCGCAGUUAAACUGCAAAGUCAAUUAGAGUCUCCCAUUCCAUGUCAUAUCAGCAUUGUAUGCAAUAAGAAAUAUGUUACUUUACGUAGUCCAAUCUAAUUUGUUAAAAUAGUGAUUAUUUUAUUACUAAUAUGGAAAAAUUGCUGAAAUGUUUGUCUAUGUUCUUAAAUGAGUGUAACAGUUGGUUACUCAAAUAAGUAAGUACAUAAUGUACAAGGUGUUCAUAAAUUAACCCAAAACCUCUUAGGUGGUAACCCGGACCAUGAAACUGAACAACUUUCAUUAUGGGAGCAACUCUGAAAUCGUAAAAAAAUAUCAGCUGUUCCCUAUAAAAGUGCAAUACCUACUGACCCGAAAUGUAUGAAAUAGCUGAUUUUUUUUCACGAUUCCAGAGUUGGUUCCAUAAUGAAAGUUGUUCAGUUUCAUGGUCCGGGUUACCACCUAAGAGGGUUUGGGUUAAGUUAUUAACACCUUGUAUAUAGAAUGUUUAUUUUAUAUAAUUUUAGUAGGGAAGAAAUUUAAACAGUCGGGUAAAAAAGACAGACUUAAUGUGUUGAUUAUUAAUAUUAUGUUACGCACGAUUCAUCCAUAUUUACGGAGAUGUGUCUAUCUACCCUCGAAACUAAAGAACCUGUCUUUUUUUUAGAAAUACAAUAGAAAAAGCCCUUUUGCCUUAUAUUUUUUAACGUUGAAAUUGCUAGAAGAAUAACAUGCAAGAAAUUAUGUUUAUCGCUUAAAAUUUUAAGUUAUUUUUUUUUAAUAUGUAUAUCAGAAAGAUUUCAAAGAGACUGUUAGUAAGUAAUAAUAAUAAUAUUGUUUAUUUUAAAUGUUUGUCUACGUUCUUAAAUGAGUGGAACACUUGGUUACUCAAAUAAGUACAUAAUAUACAAGGUGUUAAUGAAUUAACCCAAACCCUCUUAGGUGGUAACCCAGACCAUGAAACUGAACAACUUUCAUUAUGGGACCAACUCUGAAAUCGCGAAAAAAAUCAGCUGUUCCAUAUAAAAGUGCUUUACCUACUGACCCGAAAUAUAUGAAAGAGCUGAUUUUUUCACGAUUCCAGAGUUGGUCCCAUAAUGAAAGUUGUUCAGUUUCAUGGACCGGGUUACCACCUAAGAGGGUUUGGGUUAAUUUAUUAACAACUUGUAUAUAGAGUGUUUAUUCUAUAUACAUAAUUUUAGUAGGUAAGAAAUUU